Molecule: messenger RNA, 1683 nt
Organism: Aspergillus bombycis
Lineage: Eukaryota; Fungi; Ascomycota; Eurotiomycetes; Eurotiales; Aspergillaceae
Product: C6 zinc finger domain protein
Exons: 7
Biological process (GO): regulation of DNA-templated transcription; DNA-templated transcription
Cellular component (GO): nucleus
Molecular function (GO): zinc ion binding; DNA-binding transcription factor activity, RNA polymerase II-specific; transcription cis-regulatory region binding
Source: RefSeq, a predicted model, not a curated record
GUCUCGCUUACCCAUGCGAAUCCGAGAACAUUCCCAAUUGACCUGCGGAACAAACCCCCGGGACUGGGAUCCAAAGACAUGGAAAAGACACUCACUCCGACGAAGAAACAGCGAGGCGGUGCAAGGAAAGCUUGCAACGAAUGCAAACAGCAGAAAGUAAGCGAACGUCCGUCCAAAACAUCCCACCUCCGCCCAAUAGUCACCCUUCGAUGUGAUAUCGUCCAAACCCCCGCGGACGCCUGCUCGCGUUGUAAAGGACUCCAGAUUGAAUGCAAGGUUGAACCUUCUUUCACGCGUAUCUCAAAAAGAAGGCGAAAUGCUGAAAUGGAGCGCGAGAUUGCAGGGCUCCGUCGACGACUUGCCACGAAUACCCAUCAUCAUGGCCACGCUGUGGAAGGUAACGUCGGUGAUGAGGUGCCCCAGCCUGCAGGGAGCGAGGAUCAUAUGUGGAGACUGGAAGAUGUCUCCCUAUCUAAGCCAAGAGUGGCACGACUAUUUGAGCAGUUUUUCAAUUAUUAUCAUCCAUUUCUUCCACUUUUAGACCCCCAAAAAGCACCCGAACACUAUCUCCGCCGCUGUCCCUUACAAGCAUGGACGAUAAUUUGCGUCGCUAGCCGACGGGCUCCAACAGAGCCAGGCCUCCUCGGCGCACUCACUGGCCCGUUCAGCAGGCUUCUAUGGUCGACUAUCACCAGCGUGCCGCAGGAUUACGCCGUUGUGAAGGCCCUCUGUCUUCUGUGCACCUGGCCCCUUCCUACAACUAGCCAGAGAAAGGAUGCUACAUUCAUGCUCUGCGGGCUGAUGAUGCAGAUUUCCAUGCAGUUGGGGCUACAUCGUCCGGUUCAAGCAGAAGAGUUCACCACAUUUCAAAUAGGCCACAGUGAAGCGGUGAAGGAUCGGCUCCAGACAUGGGUCGUCUGUAAUAUUGUAGCUCAAAAUAUUGCCACCGGAUACGGACAACCUCCAGAGACGAUAUAUGACUGGGCGCUUGAGCCAGCGUCACUCCAGGAUGCCGGUUAUUAUCCUGCAGAAGAUCUGCGAACUCGUCUCCACAUUGAAAGGUUCUGUGAUCGAAUCACCAAGUCUCUCUACGGUAGCAGGCCAGACGCGGCAGAGUUUAUCGGGCCCGAGAGGCUCUUAAUAGUCCAGCUUUUGGAGAACGAACUUAGGGACAUGGAACUUAAUUUUGGCAGGAAUAUUUCCCGUUCAAACCCACGACCAAGUGACAUUACGAAGCUGUUCAUUGCAACCACCUCAUUCCUCAGUCAAGUCCUGGACCUUGAAACAUCCCCCGACCAACUGAUCAGCUACGCAACAAACUAUAUCCUGCAGAUGAUCAUCUCGGCGGCAUUCGGUCUAAUGAAGCUCCUCAAGAGUACUUUCCGGCAUCACAUCGACUUCGAGUACGGGAAGCUGUUAUUCAACGGCGCAAUAUCCGCCCUGAGAAGAAUCAGCGUCAUGGACCACGAUCGCCCCGUUCGCCUUGCAGAUGUGCUGGCGCAGAUGUGGAAUGCAGGCGAUCGUGAGCAAUCCGCCGACGAAGAUAGCUUACAGCUUAAAGUACGCUGUCGGAUGAGUAUGAGCCACGUCUACGACACAGUUUGGCGCUGGCGACACCGCUUCCGGCCCAGAAAGGGCACGUCGGAUGCCCAAGGCAUGUUCCUCCAGCGUCUCGUCUUGUGA